This is a messenger RNA of Aureobasidium vineae, 942 nucleotides long. The record is from the annotation of a GenBank genome assembly. Lineage: Eukaryota; Fungi; Ascomycota; Dothideomycetes; Dothideales; Saccotheciaceae.
AUGUUGGGACUUGCUACUCUCGCCCUUGCAUCCACUGCCUUUGCUAUCCCGAACACCCUCCCCAAGUCAACGCCUCGGUAUCAAUAUGUCAUAGUNGGNGGAGGCACUUCGGGUCUUGUUCUUGCCAACCGAUUGAGCGAAGACCCUACGGUUUCGGUCGCAAUCAUUGAGGCAGGUGAUCAAGUGUUUAACAACACGAACGUCACAAGUGCCUCUGGAUACGGCAAAGCCUUUGGCACACAGAUUGACUGGGCUUAUGAGAGUGAAGCUCAGGUCUACGUUGGCAACAAGACUCAGAUCUUAAGAGCUGGCAAAGCGCUGGGAGGUACCAGUACGAUUAAUGGUAUGACUUACAUGCGUGCCGAGAGCAGCCAGAUCGACAGCUGGAAAAAGGUUGGCAACAACGUCUCUUGGGACUCGCUGUUGCCGUACUACAAGAAGAGCGAGUACUUUGAGUACCCUACCGAGGCUCAGCUCUCCAUGGGAGCAUCCUAUCUGCCUGGAUACCACGGUACCGAAGGGCCUCUUUCCGUCAGCUGGCCCACUGAGAUGGUCGGCAACAACUUCUCGGCCACUUUGAAUGCUACGUUCAAGGCCAUGGACCUACCUUGGAAUGGAGAAGCAAACAGCGGAUACAUGCGUGGAUACAACGUCUUCCCCAAGACCUUUGACCGAUCGCUGGAUCUCCGUGAGGAUGCUGCUCGUGCUUACUACUAUCCUUUCGCCAACAGACCCAACCUCGACGUCUAUCUCAACUCUUUUGCCCAACAUAUGACAUGGUCCAACGACAACUCCUCGGUCCCAUUCGCCAAUGGUGUUAUCUUCACCGACAAGUCAGGCACGGAACGAAGUCUGCUGGCCACCAAGGAAGUUAUUCUGUCUGCCGGAUCUUUGAGAUCGCCGCUUUUGCUUGAGCUUUCUGGUGUCGGCAACCCCAAGUGA